UUUUCCAAACGCGGAUUAAAAAUGGUGAGUGAGAGCUCGGGAUCGUGCUUCUUUUUGUGGGUUUGAGUAGAUCGAGAGAUCGAGAUCGAGAGAGAGAGAGAGAGGGAUCUCGCGAUGGUGGGCUCCUCGACCCUCGGUUCGAUCCUCGUCUCCUUCCUCCUCCUCCUCCUCCUAGGAUCAUCUCAAUCCAAAACCGUGAAGAGAGAUGUAAAAGCACUGAAUGAAAUCAAGGCUUCAUUGGGAUGGAGGGUUGUUUAUGCAUGGGUAGGAGAUGAUCCGUGCGGAGUUGGUGAUCUUCCCCCGUGGUCCGGAGUGACAUGCUCCCAGCAAGGAGAUUACAGAGUUGUUACAGAAUUGGAAGUUUAUGCAGUAUCACUUGUUGGUCCUUUUCCGACUGCUGUUACAAAUCUCUUGGAUUUAACAAGACUGGAUCUCCAUAAUAACAAGUUGACUGGGCCCCUCCCUCCUCAGAUUGGACGGCUGAAACACCUCAGGAUAUUGAACUUGAGAUGGAACAAGCUUCAAGAUGUCAUUCCACCUGAAAUCGGUGAAUUGAAGAAACUAACCCACCUGUACCUGAGCUUCAAUAACUUCAAAGGUGAAAUACCUGUCGAACUUGCUAACUUACCGGAACUUCGCUAUCUUUACCUUCACGAGAACCGCUUCACCGGCAAAAUCCCCCCUGAGCUGGGAAACCUCAAAAACCUACAUCACCUAGAUCUAGGUAACAACCGCUUAACUGGAACGCUAAGGGACUUUAUCCGCUAUGGGAAUGGCUUUCCUUCCCUGCGCAAUCUAUACCUAAACAACAACCAAUUAAGUGGAGGAAUACCCGAUCAGAUUGCAAACUUGACCAACCUGGAAAUCUUGUAUUUAUCAAACAAUAAAAUGACCGGACCGAUCACUACAAAGCUUGUUCAAAUUCCGAGAUUAACCUAUUUGUACUUGGAUAACAAUGCAUUCACUGGGAGAAUCCCCGAAGGAUUAUACAAACAUCCCUUCUUGAAAGAGCUGUACAUUGAAGGUAACCAAUUCAAGCCCGGUGCGAAGCCGAAGGGCACGCAUAAGGUGCUCGAAUUAACCGACACGGAGUUAUUGUUCUAAUGAUGGGGUUUUAUUCAGAGGUUAUUUUUCAGGUGAAAAUGACAAGCACAUUUUGGUAGUUAUUAUAUAUAUUACAGGAGAGGCAUUUAAUAGCAAAAGUUUAAGUAAAUUGCAAGUGUUAAGUGGUUAUUCUUGUGUGAUUUAUAUGGUUUGAUACAAUAUAAUAUAUAAGGUUUUAUCAAGGCUAUAUGAGCCGUUGGAUUU
Molecule: messenger RNA, 1308 nt
Organism: Ananas comosus (pineapple)
Lineage: Eukaryota; Viridiplantae; Streptophyta; Magnoliopsida; Poales; Bromeliaceae
Product: probable leucine-rich repeat receptor-like protein kinase At1g35710
Exons: 11
Coding region: 115-1104 (329 amino acids)
Molecular function (GO): protein binding
Source: RefSeq, a predicted model, not a curated record